CAACGACCAAUGGAAUGAAGUGAACGGAUUUAAAAACAAAGGUGCGGAAGCUGUUGUAGCUAGAUAAAAAACAAAAAGCAGGAUAAAGACGAUAAAGCCUUCGGAUUGAGACCAAGAACUAUUGUUCUUUGAGGUUACUAACACUAAGCCAAGAUGGCAAAUGUCAUCUUCACCGAACAGGAGAAUGUUUGCCUCCGUCCCUCUUCCCUGAAAAUGCGUCAGAGGCUUCUGUCUGCUCCAGAAAAACAGUUGAAGUCUCCAAUGUUGGUCAAAAAUACCCCUGUCCAUUCAGCGCGUAAGGCUUUUGGGGUGGUGAACAAAAAGAUCUUAACCCCUUCUUUGAGUACACAAGAGAAAAAAGUUUUAAAACCACAGGAAGUCAAGGUCGAGCAUCCUUCUGAAGCCAAAGGGGAGGAAUACCCAAAAAUGGAAAAUUUUAUUCCUUACAACCCUCUAGAGUUUGAGAAGUACAGCAUACCCGAGGACUUCAUUCCUUUCAGUGGCCUGGCUCUACCCGGAUUGGCCUGUUUUACCUCGCCUCUUCUUGAGGAAGACCUGGAAAAGAUUCAGCCUCUCCCAGACCCUUCACCUGCAAAAGGGUGCAGAUUUCCAGAUCACAGCUUGGAGCUGGAUGCCUUCCUACAAACCCUUGAAGAGCUGACUGUUGAAUUCCCCCCAGAACCGCUUACUGACUGCUGAUGCCUGUUUGUUAAAUGGCUGUUUUUAUUAUUUGUGUUGAAAUAAAGUUUUCUUGGCAACA
Messenger RNA from Oryzias latipes (Japanese medaka), 760 nucleotides. It is a transcript of the gene pttg1, whose product is annotated as PTTG1 regulator of sister chromatid separation, securin. Lineage: Eukaryota; Metazoa; Chordata; Actinopteri; Beloniformes; Adrianichthyidae. Gene Ontology annotation, cellular component: nucleus; cytoplasm. The record is from RefSeq and is a predicted model, not a curated record. Gene Ontology annotation, biological process: homologous chromosome segregation; chromosome organization.